GCGCCGAUUGGAGCUCUAAGACAUUGCUAACUUAAAAAUAUAGGGGUUUUCUAGGUUGUAAGUCAAGGGCAGUCAAGGGCAGUUAAGGCCUUAACGCAACUUAGAGCUGGGUUGACGGGCUCAAGGUGACACAGACACGGCCGCCAUUUCGUCACCUGCCCCUAACCGCUAAACCACUAACUUUAAUUCCCCGUCUUCCGCUUUCCGCGUUCCAUCCAAUAAUGGUUCCUCGGAACGAGGAACAGCUACGCCGCCCAGCCCCAAACACUCGCUUACUCUCAGUCCAGUCCAUCGUAUCCAAGCAUUCUUUCCGUUCAUACUCCUCUUCAUUCGAAGCUGACGAUGAACGAUCAACCUCUACCGAAUCAGGCAGAAUGACACCGGCACCUAGCAUCGUCGAUGAUGGCCUACCUCCCAGCCGCUAUCAUGGCGAAGACACUCGUCCGACCAGCACCAAGGAGCUUGCUGGUUGGUACAUGUAUGCCUUUGCCGCCGAGACCUAUGUAAUAUGCGGAAUAUCUUCGUUCGUUCCGAUCCUACUAGAAAGUUUGGCAAGAGAAAAUGGAGUCCUCUUAUCCGAUCAUGAAACACCCUGCGGCGACAACGCAAAUGGACAGUGUGUUGUCUCUAUCCUCGGUAUCGAAAUCAACACUGCUAGCUUUGCCAUGUACACAUUCAGUAUAAGUGUCCUACUACAAGCACUACUAGUAGUCAGCAUUAGCUGUGCAGCCGACCACGGGAAUUAUCGAAAACGGUUGUUGUUGACAUUCGCCUGGGUUGGAAGCUUCUCUGUCAUGUGCUACAUAUUUGUCUCCAAGGAGAUAUACAUCGUCGGCGCAUUAAUAGCUAUCAUAUCAAACACAUCGUUCGGAGCGUCCUUCGUUCUCCUAAACUCAUUCCUCCCUCUGCUUGUCCGCCACCACCCUAGAGUACAAGAGUCAGCAUCGGGAAUACCGGACAACUUUGAUCUACAAUCUAACCCAGCAAUCGAACAUGAAUCCUACUCAACAUCUCUUGCCGAAGAACCCCUAAGCAAUUCGACAAGUGCCUUGUUACCGCACAACGAUGCCGACUCUGACAUACAUGAUCUACGACGGGUACCGACUCACGAAGAGCUUACCUCUAUUGAACUUCAACUCUCUACUCAGAUAUCCUCGAAGGGGAUUGGGAUCGGCUAUGGUGCUGCCUUGUUCGCACAAUGCGCUUCUAUCUUAAUCUUGGUGAGCAUGGGCAGCUCUACCUGGUCACAACGAGUCGUCCUCUUCCUCAUUGGAGCUUGGUGGGCCAUAUUUACGAUACCGGCGGCUAUGUGGCUUAGACCUAGACCCGGGCCUCCUCUCGCAGAGAGUCAAUACCGAGGAACUCGUGCUUGGCUAUCGUAUAUCGCGUACUCCUGGAAGAAUCUCUUCCGGACUGUGAAGCUGGCGCGACGCUUGAUAGAUAUUGUCUUGUUCUUAGCUAGCUGGUUUCUGAUUUCCGACGCCAUCGCGACGACGUCUUCAACCGCGAUCUUAUUUGCUAAAACGCAGUUAGGUAUGAAACCUUGGGCUCUAGGGAUGAUCAACGUCAUUUCUACUACCACGGGUGUCCUGGGCGCAUUCGGUUGGUCAUUCGUAUCGAGAUAUUUCAAGUUGAAACCGCACCAAACCGUACUGAGCUGUAUUGCUCUUUUUGAGAUUAUACCUCUUUAUGGUCUUCUGGGUUACUUACCCUUCGUUCGGCGAUGGGGAGUCCUUGGGCUUCAGCGCCCGUGGGAAAUGUAUCCAUUGGCCGCCCUUUAUGGCAUCGUCCUCGGUGGACUUAGUUCAUAUUGUCGGUCAUUAUAUGGAGAGCUGAUUCCUCCCGGUUCCGAAGCUGCGUUCUAUGCCCUAUACGCUAUUACCGAUAAGGGUUCGAGCAUAUUUGGUCCUGUUAUAGUUGGAGCUAUUAUCGACGCGUCCGGUGAGAUCCGACCCGCGUUCUGGUUUCUCGCGGCGUUAGUCGGUAUCCCCGCACCAAUUAUCUACUUUGUCAACGUCGAACGCGGAAAGUAUGAAGGCGAGAAACUAGCCGAGGUCAUCGAAGGAUUCAAGAGUGCAGAAGAAAGCCAAAGAAGCACGUCUCACGAUGACGGUGAUAGUCAACCAAUACUUGCCGCUUAUGACACAGAUGAUGACGGGGUUAACGACCAUGCGAGGUCAUAAUUGUGCCAACUUCAUUCCCUAAGAGCGUAUCUAUCCAUCUUGCAUAGCGCCGGCGUUGACGACUAUUGACCACAAAAAGAGAGUUGUAUGAUCGCGACUCUUAGAUACCUAGCUUUCAAAUCGAGACUUAUUUUAUUAAAUAUUACAUAUCUUACGCAAGUUGUUGGGGGUUUUCUCUAUAUGGCAUGCAGCUCGCAAAUAUGACGACAAACUUACAUGGCCUCAUUACAGCCAAUAGGGGAACGUACAAUCAGAGAUAUUAAUUC
Annulohypoxylon truncatum is the source of this 2449-nucleotide messenger RNA. Its product is annotated as autophagy-related protein 22. The transcript has 3 exons. Gene Ontology annotation, biological process: amino acid transmembrane export from vacuole. NCBI's taxonomy places the organism in Eukaryota, Fungi, Ascomycota, Sordariomycetes, Xylariales, Hypoxylaceae. The record is from RefSeq and is a predicted model, not a curated record. Bases 222 to 2183 code for a protein of 653 amino acids.